UUACCAUGCCAACAGAAGUUGAAAGGAGCACCCCUGCAGAGGUUAUAAAUACGACCAAAUGAGUUCUGCAUGCGGCAUUCCAGCUUUGGGCAUCAGUCAGCUGGAAGACACUGUUCAGAAGGCAACCAGCAGACACCUGAGUCCACCCGUUUCACUCUCUGGCUCUCAAGAUGGAGAAAUACCCACCUGACGCCAACUACAUACCGGGGUACACUGGCUACAUCCCUCAGCUGAAGUACACCAUGGGCAAGUCCUAUGGUCAGCUUACUGCCGAGCUGCUGAACUCUCCCCCCAUGGCUACAACCAACCGUCGGGUGAUCCAGCGGGAGGACUAUACUAAUGUGGUGGCGGAACUUCCUCUGACCACCAGAGAUAUUCCAGAGAGCCACUCCAAAAAGAUGAUACCUGGAUACACAGGUUUCAUUCCAAAGAGGCAGAACUACUUUGCGUGCAGCUUUACAGAAACGUGUCACAAAGCACUGACUGAGUUCUACAAGGACCAACGGACCAAGAUCCAAAAGAAGCCUCCAAUUCCUCGUGUGGUCAAAAGCACCAACCUGUUCGAUGUCUAUAAACCCUUGAACACUUUUGUUCCAAGUGGAAAGGCGUACUUCUUGGAUGAUGAUGACCCCCAAAAGUACUUCAUCUCAGGAUUUACAGGUCAUGUGCCGAAAUCGCGCUUCCUGUUUGGGAAAGGUUACCCCAUCACAACAAAGCAGGCCCUGAUCCAGUUUGGCAAGCAACGCCGUGGUCUCCCCACCAGAGAAGAGAGCCCAGACGGGUCAGAGCCCGCCAUCAAAGCCAACACCAACAUCUACCCCACGAACAAGGGGGUGCUGCCUUCAUUCACUGGACACAUUCCAGGGUACAAGUUCAUGUACGGACAAACCUUUGGUCAGCUCUCUCAGAACGCACUGGAAAAAAGCGGAAUCAUGAAGAACCGUCUGGCGAAUCCAAAAAACAACCUUAUAACUACAGGCAUAUAGAAUAUGUUGUUUCAAGAAAAUGUAGUGACCCCAGAUUUUUGAGCCUCUGAUCGAUGGCACUCUGGAAACCACCUCUGCUCGAGUGAAACAAACAAAACCAGGUCCAGGGUGUGUGCAUCACUGCUUUCUCUGGAGCCUGCUGCUGUCGGAAAACAUACCUGUCCGGCUGAGGAAUUCCCACCGUCAUGUGGACAUCAUGUAUCAUUUUGGAGCAAUGCAGUGUUGGAUAUAAGAGAUAAGAGAUACAACUUCUACAUCGACAUAUAUCAGUCAAAACAAUGCACUGGAAAUAUUGUUCUACACCAUGGAAUUCAAUACACAAAUAAACUGUUAAAUCUUUA
Molecule: messenger RNA, 1327 nt
Organism: Synchiropus splendidus (mandarinfish)
Lineage: Eukaryota; Metazoa; Chordata; Actinopteri; Syngnathiformes; Callionymidae
Gene: cimip2b
Product: family with sequence similarity 166 member B
Exons: 7
Coding region: 171-986 (271 amino acids)
Source: RefSeq, a predicted model, not a curated record